This is a messenger RNA of Polypterus senegalus (gray bichir), 6987 nucleotides long. Its product is annotated as hemicentin-1-like. Gene Ontology annotation, molecular function: transmembrane signaling receptor activity. NCBI's taxonomy places the organism in Eukaryota, Metazoa, Chordata, Cladistia, Polypteriformes, Polypteridae. The coding region runs from base 101 to 4480 and encodes 1459 amino acids. Gene Ontology annotation, biological process: cell surface receptor signaling pathway. The record is from RefSeq and is a predicted model, not a curated record. The transcript is spliced from 24 exons.
CCUAACAGGAAGUGCGACGGCCAGACGAGAGUAUAAACCUGCCAGGAGUGGCCGCUCAUUUCUUCAUGCGCCUGCUCGGCUGGUCCUCUCACAGUCGGCUAUGUGGUCUCGGGGGCUUUUCAGAGUGCGCUGUCUCUGGCUGUCAUGCCUGCUCUUGUUGUAUGAAGGUGCUCAGUGCAAUCCCAUCCUGUCCCUGAAGGAGGAAGGUGAAGACAUCUUUGAAGGUGACUCAGUGACCUUUGACUGCCAGGCUGAUGAUCCUGUUACUUGGGAGUAUUUGUGGUACAAAGAUGGAAGGAUCCUUCAUGAGGACUGGGAUAACAGCAGGGCUCAAAUGAUGAAGAGAGUCACCGUCACCAACAGUGGGGCAUAUCGAUGUUACACAAGGAGGAAGGCUAAUAAAAGUGAGGAAUUUUACAGCAACCCUCUGCAACUGCACGUGUCCGAACUCUUUUCAUCUCCCACUCUCUCAGUCACGCCGUUGAACCCGGUCUGGGUUACAGAAUUUAUCUCACUGCAGUGUCACGUUCACCUAACCGACAAGACCAAAGACACUGCCCUCCAGUACCGCUUUGUCAGAAAUGACACCACAUUGAAAAUUGGGGCCCUGGGGCAGCACAACAUCACAUUGGCCUCACUGGAGGAUGCUGGGAAUUACUGCUGUGAGGUAGCAGCUAACAGAAAUGGCCUUUCAAAAAGAAGCAGCACUGUCUACGUCCAGGUGAAAGCUGGAGUACCAAAACCUCGCCUGUCGGUCAGUCCUUCCUGGACUCGUUUUUACGUCGGAGAAGCUUUGAACCUCACUUGCCGAAUAGAAGACAUCUCCUCUGGAUGGUCCUAUUCUUGGUACAAAGACAAUCAAGAAGCUUCGCUUGACCUCAACAUCAACACUAGAGAUGACAGAGCCGUGUACGCUCUCAGACGUGUGACUGGGUCUCACAGUGGCGAGUAUCGUUGUCGAGCUACAAGGGGCGACCCGCCAUUUCAUUCACAUUUCAGUGAUCCACUUGUGUUGCUCAUAUCAGAUCCCCCAGUGGCCAGUUUGACUAUAGUGCCACAGCAGACCACAUUUCAUACCGGAGAUGGAGUAUCUCUGUAUUGUAUGGUGGAGGGAAGUCCUGAUAAGUGGCUGUAUUACUGGUACAAGGGAAGCACGAUGUCUCAGAUCUCACAGCUUCAGACUCGGAGCCAGGAAGGAAAGAACUACACGGUGGCAUCGGCCGCCUUGUCUGACAGUGGAGAGUACUGGUGCCGAGCCUCCAGAGAAGAUCAGUCAUUUUACUUGGGAUUCAGUCAGCCUGUCCAGCUGCGUGUGAACGAGCGUCCAGCGGCGGUGCUUUCUCUGGUGAUGGGCUGGACUCAAAUGUUUUUAACAGAAGCCGUGACUUUUGAGUGUAACAUCACUGGCAUGUACAGCAAUUGGCACUUCAGAUGGUACAAAGACGGAAAGGCGAUUGACAUCAUUGCAAACAGCCGACUCACGAUUGGCUCCGCAGCUGAAUCUGACACCGGCUCCUAUAGCUGUCAAGGAGAAAGAGCGCAGAAUCCAAAUUACACCAAAAUCAGCGAGGCACGCAACAUAACUGUGUCCGCAUCUCUACCAAGGCUGAGCCUCACUUCACCAGAGACAGACGCCUAUGAAGGAGAAAACUUCUCUCUGACCUGUGAGGUCAAGGGUGGCACACAGGGCUGGAAAUAUGACUUCUUUAAAGGCUCCCCACAUGACGCUAUAAAACAUGACAGUGAACUGAUGGUCUACACAAUCCAGGAGGUGACUGUCUCAGACAGCAACACCUACUGGUGCCAAGCAAGAAGAGGCCCACCAUACCUGAAGUUGAACUUCAGCAACAGUCUGACAUUAAAGGUCCAAGAGCGACCCACAGCCGAGAUCACAUCAGUGCGGGGCUGGAGUGACGUAUUCAAAAACGAGAAACUCGUCCUGCAGUGUACCGGUGACAAGAAAUACGACGACUGGAGCUACUGGUGGUACAAGAACGGCGAGGAGCUUCAAGAAGGACAUGGGAGCGGGAUGGCAAACGGCAACACGUGGAGCAUUGACCUGAUUAACGAGUCACACAGGGGCACAUAUGUCUGCAAAGGUGAAAGGUCAAGGAGGCCAAUGUACACCCAGAGGAGCAAACCGUUCAACGUGACCGUGAGAGAGAAGCCCCCAAACACAGCUCUCAUCCUGAAGCCCCAACAGACCCUCAUAUUUGAAGGUGACGUGAUGACCCUGAGCUGUGAGGUGAAGGACAGUCCUGCAGCUGGAUGGAGAUUUUGGUGGUUCACUAACAGCAAUAAGUCCUCCAUUCCUACCAUCUGCAAGGACGGAAGCCGGGAGUCAAAGUGCACAAUCCAGUCUGUCACUCUGUCCUACACAGCAGAGUACUGGUGUCGAGCCGGAAGAGGGGAGCCUCCAUUUUAUCUGAACUCCAGCCGGCCGGUGGUGCUCCAGGUACACGUGGCAUUUGAUAAGCCCGUCCUGUCACCGCUCACCCAGUGGUCAGUAUGGAUUGGACAGCCCAUCUCUCUGCACUGCAAGACUCAGUUGAAGAACACGGCACAGCGGGGACACCUUCGGUAUCGCUUUUACAGAAAUGGGACAGUUUGGACACAACCGGGGUCCCAGGAGACUUUGACCAUCUCAUCAGCUGAAAUCAGUGACACGGGGCUUUAUAGCUGUGAAGUGGAGGCCAUGGGCACCAAUGUGAAAAAACAAAGUGACACCGUCAACGUGAGAGUGACAGAUCGACCAAAGCUUUUCCUCACAAUGAGACCCUCAUGGCAGACGGUCUACUAUGGAGAGACUGUGACCCUCAGCUGCCAGAUGAAUAUCGAUAUCCCUGGACUGCAGUAUCAAUGGUAUAAAGAUGGCAAGAGAUCACUGGCACCUUAUGCUGUGGGUCACAUAGUGGAGAGCCACAUCUACACCAUUAGCGCCAUCGUGUGGUCUGACCAGGGUGAAUACAAGUGCCAGGCCCACACGGGAAAGCCAUCUAUUCAGUCGUACACCAGCAGGCCUCUUGUUUUAAAUAUAACUGAGCACCCAGAGGUUUCCUUUCUGCAAUGGCCGACAUGGACGGUCCUGUUUGCGGGAGAGAAACUUACACUCAACUGCAGAGUAAACGGAGAUCCUCAGAUUAAGAAAUUCCGGUGGUUCAUGGCGACAGCAAACCAUCUGAGACAAAAUCUGUCCUGUGAAAACAUCCCAGGCUGCUCCAUCACAUUUUCAGACAAGAACCAGAGCGGCCUGUACUGGUGUGAGACGGAAUCGGGAGAGAAACGCAGCAAAGCGGUCAGCUUCACCGUCACGGCCGACAUGGUGGCUCUACAGACUCCUCCACUGCCACUCACAGAAGGUGAUGACGUGACUCUGGAGUGCCGCACUCGGUACCCGACAAGCCACAUGACUAAGGUGUAUCAUGAAGACCAGGAGAUGCAGCCAUCUGUAUGGUACACUCGGGUCAAGAAGGAGCAUGAAGGACGAUACAAAUGUGUUGUGUUCUCCAGACAGACCCUGGUGGCUUCAUCUGAGGAGGUCAACAUCACGGUCAGAGACUUCUUCUCCAGUGUUAUGCUUACCAGCGUACCAGGGCUGUCAGUCAAGGAAGAGGAGAUGGUUAAACUGACCUGUGAAGUGAAGAAUAACAGCUUACAGAAAUUGCCAGUCCAUUACAGCUUUCUGAAAGAUGGCGUGGUGUUGUCGGAGGGAGAGAACAUCACUUACACCAUCAUGAAGAUGAACGAGAGCCAUGCUGGCAACUACACGUGUGUCGCAUCCAUAGAGCAUGACAUCCUAAAGGAGAGUGUGGUUCAGAAGAUCUGCAUUGCAAAACCCUGGUGGCCUAUGGUAGCCUUUGUCGGAGGGAGCGUCCUGGUGGUUCUUCUCAUCAUUCUGGUCUCACUAUGGUGUGUCAAGAGAUACAAGGCAUCAGAGAAACUUGAAGUGGAGGAGACUACGUAUGCCAUUAUUGAAGGGCUGAAAACAGCGAAAGAGGAAACUUCACCUGCUGGAAAUGAAGCAACUUACUCUGUUGGUCAGCAAGAACAGAAUCAAGAUGCCAGUGUGCCAGCUGGGAAUGGAGGACUGUACUCUGCCGUCAAUAGAAAAAGGAAAACUGGCUUUUCGCAGAAAAUGAACGUUGAGCCUGCUUACGCACUAAUCAACCUGAUGAGACGAAAGCGAGACAGGUCGUUGGAGUCCGGGGAUGCAGACCCCAACUCACCUCCCCAUUUAAAUGAACGUAGAGGUCAGCCUGCGGUGGACGGAGCCAAAGAUGUCUACUCUACUGUCAGCGGGAAGACAGCCGGUGUUCCUGAUUCACCAAACGACUAUUACACAGAAAUCGACUUGCAGCCGCGUGGCAGUGCUGCGUUCAUGACCUCUGCGUUCCACAAAGUGAGGAACAACUCCAGGAUGUCCAGACGUAAGAAGAGCCUACGGCGCACAUUAUCGGAGCAUCACUAUGAAGAAAUAUAGCAAACCUCAUCAAGGGAAGACCACCCCAAGAAGGACCUCUGUGUGUAAAACCUGAGCCCUCGGUGAAUGAUGACAUGGAGGUUGUGUGGCUUUCGGAGGGACCGCAGACCAGAACGACCACUUUGUAAGCUAAUGGACCACGUUGGGUGAACGGUUGUGGUGUUGUAAAGGACAGCCAGACAUCAGCACAACUCUUUUAAUGAAGAAGAUGGAACGCAACACGUCCUGCAGACAAUGCACAUGGGGGGCUUCGGGCACCGGCUCCCCUAAGUGAACAAAAUGGAAAUUCUGAACAGCAGAGGAGAGAAGCCGAGGCUUCACAGCAGUGGUCUGCUUCACCCGAUGGCGGUGGGCUUCCUGAUUUUUAUGAGGAGCCGGUGCGGCUCUUUGGAGGUUUGGGCGUUUUUAAAAACCAGCAGCAACGACAGAACCUUCAAAGGCUCAUUGGACCUGACAGUGCGGCGGUUUGGAACGGAGUUGUGAGAGUUUUAUUCACGUGUUUAUCUUCUUCUUCUUCCUCUUCCUCCUCUUUUUCUUUCAGCUGAUCCCAUUAGGGGUCACACAGCAGAUCAUCUUUGUAUAUUCAUGUAAAAUACGCACACACAAUUUUGAACGUUUGACCCCCAGGGUUCCCCACCUCUUUAGAAAGCGUCGUAGUAGAACUCACGUCAGUCAGUCGACGGGCGUACAGUGGUGUGGGCCUAUUGGUGAUUGAUAAAGACGGGCUUUGGCAGUUCUGGGGGCUUCUUUGGGGGGAAAAAAAAAAUGGUGGCAUUUAGGUGACCCUCCUGCUGUCUUCAAGUGCUGACGCCAUCAAUGUUCUUCUGAUGACCCAAUUUUGACCCCUUGGAUGUCCGAUGUUUCAACCCACAACCUCUUUACGAGGAAGCUUGGUCCAGACGUUUGUGAUUGAUUUGUUCGGGUUGGCCGUAGUCAUUCACACGUGGCCAUCGUUAGCAGUACGUUCUUCAAGACGAUUUCUGAACGCUCACAUGACUCAUUCGGCCAUUUCAAGGGGAAUAGCUGCAAUUUUGUGGCGAAUGGCAUCCUGGAGGGCAUCAAGGUUUUGAGGUCUGUGUGUGUAGACCUUCGACUUGAGAUAGCACCACAAGAAGAAAUCGCAUGGAGCGAGAUCAGGCGAACGUGAAGGCCACCCGACAUCAGCUUCCCCGGAAACAUCUCCUGCAAAACUUGCAUGGAUCACCACGCAGGCCGUAUGAGCGGUCGCUCCGGGAAUCCAGCACAUCCAUUUCUUCCAGUUCUCUAGCAUUUCAAUGUCACGUUUUGAAGUGACGGUGACCGUUGCUGCCCCCUAAGGGCCUCCAAUGCCAAAUUCUGCAAUGGCCACCCAAACUGUAGCCCGUGUGCUCGCCGUGUGGGGGUCUCUGAUGAAGUUCACCAGGGUUGGUUUCAGCCCGAUAGCCAAAGUUUUGCUUAUUUACUCAGCCAUUCAAAUGGAAAUGUGCCUCAUGGCUGACGUCACAUGACAAACAUGACAAUGGCAUCUCGAUGAACGGGACACAACUCUCUACGGCUCUGCCAGUCUCUCUUAGUUAGUUCCUGCACUGCCGUCAUUUUGUAUGGAUGGAAAUUAAGAUCCUCGUGCAAAAUCAGAGACGUGCUGGAAAUGCCGAAGGCAUAAGUGCGCUGAACGGCGGGGAGACUACAAAAUGGACGCCCUUACAGCUUGGAAGUUUUCAGGUGUUCAUACAGUCCAAGGGCGGCCUGGAGAUUUUCUGUUCAAUGUUGUCUAAAUUUAGAUUUGUUUUCCGAUUUGGGACGUCACCCUUAGGAGGAACGCUGACGUGCGUCCAGAAGGCGCGUUGUGUGGCGACGAUGGAUUUAUUAUGACAGUGAAAGCACCGGACUAAGGCAUGUGGCCGACUGAAAAUGACAAGAGAUCGCCUAUCAAAGGACCCCAACACCCCAACCCACUCGGCCGCCUCCACCUCACGCAGAGACUUCAUUUUGGCUCACCCUGUACAAGACAACAACUAACAACUGUGACGUGAAAUGAAGCUUCCAUACGUACUGUAAGUUUGCAGUGAAGCAUAAAAUUACGUCCAUCAGAAUGCUUCAGUGACUGGCUGAUGAAAUCCGGCAAACCAGCUCAAUACGGGCGUGGAGCAAUGGAGGGUCUCCAGGGAGAGCUGACUGUACAAAAGUGAACCAAUGAGCGUGCCUCACUCGACGCUCAUGUGACGCACUUUCAAGGGUGACAUUCCCAUACAUGUGGUCAAUUUUUAAAAUAAAUAAAAGGCCAAGCGUCUGAGAUCUGUGUGUCCAGCUGGUUUCUAUGUCUGCCAUUCCAACAGAUGGCGCAUCACAGACAUCCACCGUAAGAAAAGGACAAGUGUCUGUACACCUGUGUGUGAAUCUGGCUGCCAAGUCUUUGUCUUUCCAACAGAGGGAGCAUCACAAACAUUUUUAGCAAUACAACAGAUGGCAACAUCACAAAACAAUAAGUUUGCUUUUACAAAUUCCAUUUAAUAAAUUUGCCAAGAUUU